Plenodomus lingam JN3 is the source of this 2664-nucleotide messenger RNA. The record is from RefSeq and is a predicted model, not a curated record. Lineage: Eukaryota; Fungi; Ascomycota; Dothideomycetes; Pleosporales; Leptosphaeriaceae.
AUGAAUGAAAACUUCAGCGGAGUGAUGAAGAAAGGACGAAUCCAGGAUGCAAACAGAGACGCAAAACACGCCCAGUUCUUCAACGCGGCUCGACUCAGGCGGGCACAAAUGCAGAUCAAAGUGCGCGCUGCUCCCGCUCUUUGUCUGCAGCUCCCUGCAGGUCCACUGAGCACGGGCCUCUUAGUCGAAAGCGGGUAUAACCCAAACUCGCCGCCCUCACACGCGACUUGCACACUGCGCGCCGAAUGCGCCCAUAUCCACUCGCCGCGGGAUCUGUCGUAUCCCAUCACUGUCGUCGACCUCCUCAAAAAGCCGGGUGAGGAUAUCAAACGGUCAGAGAAGCUGUUCAGCUAUCGAUAUGAGACCGACGUCACCGAGGGGGACAAAUGGGGCGGAUGGGAGACGAAGAAGAAGAAGCUGAUAACUAAAUACGAUUCCAGUGCGGCGGGCCAAGUCACUCGAUGGCUCAUCUCGCCCGGUACCGUCAUCGACCGGCAGGGCGUGCCUCUGGUAGAGAUUGAAGAGCCAUGCACGCACGAGACGCAGUUUGGCGGCCUCUGCGCGGAAUGUGGCGAGGACAUGACCAAAAUCGACUACCUCACCAAGGAGCGCGACGUGGCGCGUGCCACCAUCAACAUGACACACGACAAUGUCGCCUUGCUGGUCAGUCAGAAGGAGGCCAACGCUGCCGAAGAAGACGCCAAGAAACGGCUGCUGGGUGCUAAGAAGCUCACGCUCAUUGUCGAUCUCGAUCAGACCGUCAUUCACACCACGUGCGAGCGUACAAUCGCCGAGUGGCAGGCGGACCCGGAGAACCCAAAUCAUGGUGCGGUCAAGGAUGUCGAGGGCUUCCAAUUGGCGGACGAUAAUGUCUCCAAUGUGGCUGCCAACUGGUACUAUGUCAAGAAGCGCCCUGGUCUCGAAGACUUCUUCAAGCGCAUGUCGAAGCUUUACGAGAUGCACGUAUACACCAUGGCCACCCGGGCAUACGCCCAAGCUGUCUGCAAAAUCAUCGAUCCUGACCGAAGAUACUUCGGCGACCGCAUUCUUAGCCGCGACGAAAAUUAUACUGACAAGACCAAGAGCUUGAGUCGGCUAUUUCAGAACACAACCAUGGUCGUCAUCAUUGAUGACAGAGCAGACGUCUGGCAGUACAGCCCUCAUCUAGUCCGUGUUCCUGUAUUCAACUUCUUCCCGGGUGCUGGCGAUAUCAACGCGAGUUUCCUUCCGAAGCAACAAGAACUUGUUUCAUUUGCCAAAGAUAAAUUGCCGCCGACGCCGAAGAAGUCAGAUGGAACCCCACUUUGUGCCAUGUCAGUGGCGGGACAGCCGGCCGAACCAGCUCUUGUCGCAGUUAGCAAUGGCGACCUAAAGGACAUUGGUGAAAAGCUGGUAAAUUUGGCAAAGAAGGAAGACCUCGAGGUACAGGCGAAGGAGCAGGAGAAAGUCAUCAUCGCACAACAGACCGAACGACCUUUGCUGCAGCAACAACUCUUGCAGGACAAGGAAGACGAAGCAGCCGAGGAGGUGGAGGCACCUGGGGAUGUCAUUGCCAACGGCACUCCACAGCAUGCGGAUCAUCACAAAAUCCGACAUAGCAUUUUAAACAAUGACGACCGCGGCCUGGAUGUUAUCGAGCAGAACUUGGUUCGAGUACAUCGCGAGUUCUAUGACCAGUACGUCAGGUCAAAAGCCGUACCAGCGGGCGGUCGCAUUGCAGAGCUGAAGGGCGAGAAGAGUCCGAAGAAGCGUGCUAUGAAUGAUGUGGUUCCCGAUGUCGCAGAGAUUAUGCCGCGGAUCAAGAGUGAAGUACUUGACGGUGCAGUUGUCGUCUUCUCUGGUAUCAUCCCGUUAGGCGUCGAUGUUCAAUCAUCCGACUUCGCAUUGUGGAUCAUGAGCUUUGGCGCUGAGGUCUCCACAACGGUCAAUCGACGAACAACCCAUGUGAUCGCAAACCCGGACAGGAAGACAACCAAAGUCAAGAGUGCUGCACGAUACCCACACAUCAAGAUUGUGAACCCAGAAUGGAUGUUCCAAUGCUGCACACGAUGGGAGCAUGUGGACGAGGGUCCUUAUACCAUUGAAAUCGAUCCCGCUGAGCGAGAAGGUUCGCCCUUCGGGGAUCUUGAUGAUGAGAGCAUCAGCGCCACAGGAGACGAGGCAGACGAAGACGACGAUGCGACAGUCCGACUUGACGCAAUGACCGCAGAUAGCUGGGCAUCGGUAGACGACGAGUUGGCCGAUUUUCUGAACGAGUCUGAAACCGACGGUGGUAGCGACUCCGACUCUGAGAGCGUCCGUUCAGACACCAGCACGACGUCCGAUGUCAAAGAACAGAAAAAGAAGAGGAAACGCACCAGCACGAACUCGACAGAUGGCAGUGACGCCGAAGAAAGCGAUAGCAGCGUGACCAGUACAUCCCGGUUGCAACGACGUAAGAAGCGUACUCUGGAACGCGUGACAUCGUUGACGAAUGUGGUGACAGCGGAGAAGUCGUCUGGUCUUCCCAGCCCCGAGACCACAGGCCCAGAAGAGGGCCAAAACGAAGACGAGGAGAAAGCAUCCGAAGUCAACGGAAGUGCGCCAGACUUACAAGAGGAUUACGACGAUGGGCUGGAAGCUGAAUUGUUGGCAGGCUUUGACGAUAGCGAUGGGGAUGAUUAG